AAUCGUACCAUGGUUGUAGAGGAUUACGUUGAGGGAGUCCAGGCGUAUUUUCGCCUAGAGAAGGAUGGGAAAGUGGAAAAGGUCCUCCACUCCCCGACUCUCCUCGUAGAAGACAGCCUCCCAUUUGAUAUUGUUCUGGGAAUGGAUUGGGGAGAGGCAGCCGGGGCCACGCUCCAUUUGAAGGADCACGAGUGUAGGCUCCCUAGUUCGUCAGGCGAGGCUAAGAUUGCCCGCCUGUUCCAUGUGUCAGGGGUAGAGAAUUCCUUGGCGCACUGCUGCCUUAGUGCCCCCGCGUUCGCCAGAUUGGUGAAAAAGGAGAAACUAGAGGAACAUGUUUUUGUUGCCUAUGUCAGGCCAGUGACUGAGCCUAAGGAAGAGAAGCCCGUAGACCCUGCUAUUGUCAAAUUGCUGGAAGAGUUUAAGGAUUUAACAAAGCCGCCGACAGGCACGGUGCCGCGGCCCAUCCAGCACCGUAUUGAGAUAGAGCCUGGCAGUAGAACUCCUAAGGGUGCUGUAUAUAGGAUAUCCCCGCGGGAGUUGGAAGAGCUACGGAAGCAGUUGGACGAGCUUCUCGAAAAGGGUUGGAUUAGGCCCAGUUCGUCUCCUUUCGGAGCCCCUGUUCUCUUUGUCCCUAAGAAAGAGGGAGAGCUGAGGAUGUGUAUAGACUAUAGGGGUCUGAAUGCUAUUACAGUAAAGAAUGCUGAGCGACUGCCUGGGAUAGACGAUCUCUUAGAUCGAGUGCAGGGGGCGAAGUAUUUUUCUAAGCUAGAUUUGAAGUCCGGAUAUCAUCAAAUAGAGGUGCAUCCUGAUGAUCAGUAUAAGACAGCCUUCCGGACUAGAUAUGGGCACUACGAGUUUAUAGUGAUGCCCUUUGGACUAACCAAUGCGCCAGCUACGUUCCAGCGCUGUAUGAACGAUUUGUUCAGGCCGUGGUUAGAUAGAUUUGUUAUAGUGUACCUAGAUGACAUUCUAGUGUUUAGUAAGACCCUCGACGAGCAUCAGGGUCAUCUUAGGCAGGUCUUGGAAAAGCUGAGGGAAGCUAACUUCAAGAUCAAUGCAAAGAAGUGCGAUUGGGCGAAGACCCAAGUUUUGUAUUUAGGCCACGCCACGUACGCUGACAGAGUUGCGCUCGUUCCUGGGCUUAGUAAAUUACUACAGGAAGUUCGUGAGGAACUUCUUCACCAUCGCUGCGCCCCUUCGCAGAUUGCUAAGAAAAGAGACAAUCUGGAAGUGGGACAAGGACUGCACGUCUGCCAUGAAGAAGCUAAAGCAGGCGUUGAUAGAGUACCCGGUCCUUAAGGUCGCCGAUCCGUCCUUGCCUUUUGUCGUUACUACGGAUGCUAGCCAGUACGGCAUAGGYGUAGUGUUACAGCAAGACGAUG
This is a messenger RNA of Chara braunii, 1382 nucleotides long. The record is from the annotation of a GenBank genome assembly. NCBI's taxonomy places the organism in Eukaryota, Viridiplantae, Streptophyta, Charophyceae, Charales, Characeae.